Striga hermonthica is the source of this 712-nucleotide messenger RNA. Lineage: Eukaryota; Viridiplantae; Streptophyta; Magnoliopsida; Lamiales; Orobanchaceae. The record is from the annotation of a GenBank genome assembly.
GAGCUGCUACCAAACGACGGUUAGCAAUAAUAAGCAGCUGGCAAGGAGGCAGGCCCAGUCAGAGGAGGAGAGGAUUAAUCGGCCAGGUGGGUCGAGGUCGAAAGAGGAUAAGCAAAGUAUGGAGAAGGGCAAGGAGAAGAUGGAUAUUCAGCCAGGGGGAGAGGUGGAGGAGAUACAGAUGAUCGAGGGGUGUGAAGAGAGGAAGUUCAGAAUCGGGAAAGACUUGGAGGAGCCUAUCCGGUCGAGGCUUAUCGAUCUGGUCAGGGAGUUCGCGGAUAUUUUUGCCUACACCGCGGAGGAGUUGACGGGGAUAAGUGCGGAAGUGAUCGAACACCGGCUGAACAUAGACCUCAGUGUGAGGCCGGUGAAGCAAAAAAGAAGACACCAUGGGGCCGAGAUGACGAAAUCAUUGAGAAGGAGGUCGAGAAGCUAUUGGGAGCAGGGCAUAUCAAGGAAAUCCAGUUCCCUGAAUGGUUUCGAGGAGGAGUCAGGAGGGUUAUGGAAGCUAUUUGUGGAUGGAUCUGUGGCGCGAAGCGGGGCAGGAUUGGGAAUUGUCCUUGUUUCUCCUAAAGGCGAUUACUUGGAAUUUGCAGCUAAAGUGGGGUUCAAAGUAUCCAAUAAUGAGGCCGAAUAUGAAGCAGUAAUCAAAGGCCUGAGUUUAGCCAAGGCGGGAGGAGCUCGAAAAGUACAAGUGCAUUCUGAUUCUCAACUG